Messenger RNA from Paramuricea clavata, 10980 nucleotides. The record is from the annotation of a GenBank genome assembly. NCBI's taxonomy places the organism in Eukaryota, Metazoa, Cnidaria, Anthozoa, Malacalcyonacea, Plexauridae.
AUGGAUCCAGCUCAAUAUCUUGACGUUUUAGUCGCGGAGAAAGACAGUUUAGACCCUUCUUAUCAUCCAAACGCUGUUCGUCUGUUAACGGAAGGUAAGAAAGCUCCGUAUUUUGGCAUUUUUCAAAGCGAAGUUUGCCAUUGUUUCAACAAAAGCAUGCCUCAUGUGCUUCGUCAAGUUUUGAAAAUAUCUGUUUCGUUUUUGUAGUUAACUUGACAGUAUGUUGUAUAUUUUACAAGUUAAAUACGUUAGUUGGUAUAGUUUAAGUAUUUGAACGUAUGUAAGUCAAUAUUUUGCCAAUAAAUAAGCGGGGAAAAUGGGUGAUUUCAAUAUGACCCGCUUGCUUUGAGCUGAUACGAAAUAAAUAAUUAAGCUCAAAUGCUCAAUUAGUAUAAAUACAGAUGAUACCAGUAAAUAUAUAUAAUCUAGAAUAGAGUCUGAUUGAUCCAGAUAUUUGCUAGAAAAGGUCAGCUAUUAAAAUGAUCAGCUAUAGGUGAUGUGCAAUCACUCCCAUGGCAUGCAAAGGACAAAGAGAUUUUUGCCAUGUUGGAUGAAAUUUGUAUUGGCAUGACGACGGUGACGUUAUUUGCACCACAGAAUAAAGCACACAGAAGGUUGACUCGAGUAACCGCUGCCACGCCAUGGUCACAGAAUUGGAAGGUAUAGCAGAAGCAUAACUCAAGCAAGUAUUUGUCCGCGUUUUUACAAGCAGUUCGUCAUCAAUCACGCCAUCCUGGCUAGUACAACCGGCACUUUGUACCUACCAAAACCUGAUAAAAACUUCCGGUUGUACUAGCCAGGAUGACGUGGAUUGGCAUGAGCGAGUUAAAAUUUUCGUGGACGUAAAACAAGGGAACCGACUCGAGUUACACUUCUGUUAUACCUUCUUAUAAUCUUGUGCGAUGGUUCUAGCCAGUGUGUGCAGUGGCGAAAAUUCACUUUUUCCGGUGGGCGGGCAAAUCGUCCUAAAUUUCCGACAAAACUUUCAAAUUUCCGACAUACCCCCCAUUUGCACUCGAAAAGACUGUUUUUAGCCCUCUUUUAGAUCAAAAUUUCUGAAAAUUUGUCAAUUUUCCGGAAGGUGGGGGGCGGCCACCCCACCAAGAUCACCAAGAUUUGAAUACUAUUAUGGGGGUGAAUGCCUCUCAAACACACACUGGCUAGGACCAUGGCAUCAGCAUUUGAUGAUGAAUUAUGGGUUACGCCAAAAUUAUAGGAAAAUCAUAGGAAAAACCAAGAAGUCGGCCUUCUGUGUACCCUAUUACCCUUAGUACACCUAUCUUUUGUCUGGACAAAAUGUCUGACCAUGAAUUUUCCUUGGAAAACUGUCAUUUGGUCAGAAGAUGUCCGACUGUUAUUUCAGACUCUGAAAAUAAUAGUAGGUAAAGUAGAUUAUAGUGGUAGAAUCAACAAAAGUAGCAUUGGGUUGUUUUAGAAACGAUCCACUGUUUUAAUAAUAAUAAGUGUAUUGGGACAUCUGGAGGGGUAGGGGGUUAGAGCUGUGUGCCGGAGCUCCGGCAUAGUUUGCCGGAGUUGGAAAACUCUGGCAAACAAAAAUUAUGAAAAAAAUAUUUCAAUGAACUUUUGAUAAUGGAAAAAUUAAGUUGAAUGAUUUGAAGUUACUAUAAAGUUUAAUUACUUGCUCCGAUCCGAUUCUUGGCUUAGAAAAUUCUGCAAGCGCAUUGCUAUUGCUUUUGAUACAAAAAUCCGCUGACCGCGAUGUAUUUGGGCAAACAUACCAUGCUGCCACACGGUUUUACUUUCUAGAAAACAUACAAGCACUGAAGCAUGUAUAUUUGUAUAUUUCUACAAGCACCGAAGCACAUAUAUUUGAUAAGUAAGGAGAAAACUGAAAAAGGAAUAAAAUAAAUUCUGAAACCCUGUUGUCCCAGAAUGUGGACAGUGUUUCCAUUUUUUCAAAUUAAAAUUUUGUUCAAAUUCCAUAGAGAGAAGUUGAUUUUUCUUCUUUUCUUCAUUAAAACCUUGUUCUAUAAUGUUCUAGAAAUGAAAAGAGUUGAAUCAGGUGAAGAGGCCAAUAAUGAAGGAAUGGACCGUUACAACAACAACACACUAGAAACAAAGGGAGUUGGCGAUCCUCGCGAACGCAAACCAAACUACAUGCGACAGUAUCAACGUGAAGUUGAACCUUGUACUAAACUGUCUGAAAAAGUUAUGAUACCUAUCAAAAAAUAUCCUAAGGUAUUUGUUAUUUGACUCAAUUAAUAGUUGAAAUUCCCCUCGUGGCGAGCAAAUUGAUUGGCGUUGCAUCGGGAAUUGAUGUUGCAUUGUAGUUUCACAAAAGUGGUGUAUAUAUGCAACAGUAAUUAUGCUGUUUACUUUUUUAGUUCAAUUUUGUCGGCAGACUGUUGGGACCAAAGGGACACACAUUCAAACGCCUUCAAAAUAUAACAGGCUGCAAAAUGUCAAUUUUGGGCAAAGGGUCAAUGCGGGACAGAGAAAAGGUAUAUUGGCCUGUCUAUGAUCACACACUUAUGUGAACUGUAUAUAAUUUAUCACACUCAAAAUAGGAUUCAUAGUGAUUCUAUUGAGUUUCCUAAGGCCAAAAAAAAUAUGUGGGUUUCCUAUUUCUUCUUAUAAAAACUUAGGUAGAGUAGGUCGGUUUUAACUUUUUUUUUAAACUUUUUUUUUAAUUUUCCUAACAACCGGACGCCAUUUGUUUAGUCAAUGCUACCAUAUCCAAACAUAAAUCUCCCUCAUAUUGCCUCAAACUUCAAUUUCCACAAACGUUUUCCUAUAAGUGGAAACACUUACAAGCAUGAUGCAAUAAAAAAGUUUAGGGUCGGGAUUUCAACGUCCAAAAGCUAGGUAGGGUUGGGAAACCGGAAACCCACAUCUUUUUUUUUGCCUAAUCUUGUUUAUUCUGAUUUGCAGGAACAGGAACUUUUUAAUUCAGAUGAGGAGAAAUAUGCACAUCUUAAAGACGACCUCCAUGUCUUAAUUGAAGUGGAAGCACCGAAAGCCGAGGCACAUGGUCGUUUGGCAGCUGGUAUUGCUGAAGUUCAGAAAUUCCUUGUACCUGUACGUGAUUACAAAAUAUCAAAAUUUUAAUUUGAAUCAUUUAGAAAUAUAAUGGGUCAUUCCAAAAAAAACAUACAUCCACACCUCCCCCAUGGAGGAAAUUUGUAGUUAACCCCAUCAGGCACAGAUUUGCACACCCCCCCCAGAUGCAUUUGGCACCGCCCCAAAAGUUUAUCCACCCCCGCAAAUUAUAUAUAUUUUGAUUUGAUAGUUUCGUAUUUGAUUAUUCUUACUACUAAAUUUGUAAAAUUACCAAUAUUAUGGUCUCAGAUCUUGCCAUGCAGGCCUAGAAAACAAAUUUUGUUAAACUUUUUCCUUGGCCUUUCCGGGCGUUGCCACCAGGCCCCGGCCAAAGCAAGCAGCAGCAGCACCCCCAGAUAUUUAUCUACACACCCCCCAAACAAAAAUAUGAAAUCCCAUUCAGAUCUUCUAUAGCCUUCAGAAGCCAAAUUAUCCAAGGAUAUUGGGUGCAACUGAGCUCUUUUUUAUUUCCUUUAAAUCCUUCAAACAGCUUCAAAAAUUAUUUUAGUCAUUGUACCUAAGCCCAGCUCCUCUGCCGAGAUUCUGCCAAGGCUACAGUAGUUAAGUCACAGAAAAACGUAUUAAUUAAAUUUCUACAAGAAUUGAAGUUGGCCAGCUGGGUAACUUGUUGGUAUAUCGAUAUUUUUAAAAACAUUUGGUAUGAUGUGUGUUGGGACAUUGCAUUGUAGGAUCCUAAUGACCCAAUUCGUCAUGAGCAGAUGCGUGAGUUGGCAUAUCUGAAUGGUUUAGACGACGGUACGCCCACAAUUGGUGGGCCGGUUCCCUCAAUUGGUGCUCAAGUUUCAACAGUGAUUGCCACCCCAGUGGUACGUGGUCGGGGCAGGGGACGAGGCGUUUCUGUUCGAGGUGCACAUGUUGUGAGGUCAUCGAUGAGUCAUGGUAUUCCAAGAUCAGCGGUUGUAGCAACAGUUAGUACACCACGACAUGCAAGUACUGCACCAGAGACUUAUGUAAGUAUCUACUUAGAGUUGUGCGCCAGAGCCGGAGCUCUGGCAUAUUUUGCCGGAGUUGGAAAACUCCGGCACACAAAAUUAUGAAAAAUUAUUUAAUAUUUCAAUGAACUUUUGGUAGUGGAAAAAUUAAGUUGAAUGAUUUGAAGUUACUAUAAAGUUUAAUCACUUGCCCCAAUGUAUUUUGGGCGAAAAUACCACGCUGCCAUGCGGUUUUACUUUCUACAAAACAUUGUUUAAACAAGCACCGAAGCGCAUAUAUUUGAUAAGUAAAGGAGAAAGCUCAAAAAGGAAUAAAAUAAAUUAAAUUUUCCUAGCAAUCAAUAGCCUCAAUUCUAUUUUCUAUAGGCAUAUGAAACACAUGAUGGAAGUUAUGAAUAUGAGCAAAGCUAUCCUGAAGGGUAAUAUCACUGAUAAAAUAAAAUACUACCACAAAAUGCAGUUAUAUUGUACUAUUUUGUAUCAUCAAACAGUUGUCAUUAUUCUCACUCCUCAGAGCUUUGACAAUUAUUUUAAGGAAGUGGCUGUGUUGAUAAAGUAUAUGGCUGUGGGGAGAAGGGGGCAGUCUAACCAGUCUUGGGUUUCUUACAGUAAAGUCGUCCUUGAAAUUAACUAGUGGAUAUUGAUUAGAUGGCAACACAACUAAGCUCAGUAACCAUGUUAUAAUGUAUCACUACUUUCAUUCUUCAACAAGAUAACUCCAAGACUUAAGAUGGCAAUAUAUGUCGUUUUCGAAAAGAACCAGGCUAUAAAGUAGACCAGGUUGAGGAAAAAUCGCUUUGUUUGAAAGCUUCUCGUUCCCACGAGAACAGACUGAAUUGAUAUUUCAAGUACCCACAGUGAUUGAACCUUGUGUUCCGGCAACUGCCUGCUUAUUUUGAAAGGUCUGUUAACAAUUCUUACAUCUUUUUAGGGACUUGGUUUACUACACCGACUAUGCUGCCCCAGAACCAAGUUAUGCACGUAAGUAAUCCAUUCUCAAUCCGUACUUUUCUGACGUUAUAUAACGUUGCCUUGUUUUCUUGCAUGUACCUAUUACUGUGUAUUUCUCAAAUCCCACAGCAAGUCCAGGAACCAUGCGAUUAAAGGCGCCAUUGAGAUCGAUGAAGUCUUCGGCUCGGGAGUCCACCUACCCAUACUGAACCACGGCAAGCAUAUUUUUUGUAUUCAAAUAAAGGUAAGUCCAUACUCUGAAUAUAGAUAUGAACAUGAGCAGUUGAUAAUGUCAAAAUAAAAAGGAAAUAUUCCCGCAACAACUCCAUCAUUGUUGGGUGCUUUUAAUAAUGAUUAAUACUAUGCAGCGAAUGGUGUUUACAGUCCGUUAUCAGAUUAGGUGUAGAUGCUUUAGGUAGGUGUGUAUUUGGUGGUAAAUUAAGAAACAACUUCAAACAAGAUAGGAGAGAUUAAAAUCCUACCUGUGUCAUGCACUUUUUCUGAAAUACACCACCUUGUGCAUUUAUUUCAGUGAAACCACAAAAAAAUUCUAAGAAAUUUAUUAUAAUGCAUAGAUUAAAAUGGAAUUGUGUAUUAUUUGUGACUAUGCACAUAUUGCAAAAUAACUUUAAGAAUUAAGUAUGAGCCAUUUAAAAUUAUAUUAAAUCCCAACAAACGAAGUGGAUAGACAAAACUUAAACCCUUGUACUUUGUUAACCUCGUUUAAUAUAUAAAUGGCUAAAAAUUCCGAUGUUUAACCUUUUGAUUUUCCGAUUAUUUUUUAUUAAAGAUUUAAACAGCGGGAACAGUCAAGUUAGUGAAUCACUGAAUAGUGUGAUUAAAGAACUUUAAAUCCUAUUUUUUAAUACAGUCCUGUUUUCUUUAUGUUUAAACAAUGUAAACUAAAUGUCUCUCUUUUCCGCAGAGGCUUACAUGAAGUUUCUAGUGAGGGAAAGUGAGCGCGCAAGGAGUGAUGAGAAGAAAUCUUCCCAUCACACCGCGCGCGCUCACUUUUAUUCACGAAACUUCAUGUAAGUUAUUUGUAAAUACUUAAGGAGGCUCUGCGGAGGAGAGAGAACUAAAUGUUAUCAUCUACUAUUAAAUGUUAUUGCAGUAAUAAUACUAUAUAAAACAGAUAUACUGUCUGAGAUAAAUUGAUUGAGUAAAGAAAAGAAUUAAAUCGCAUACUGUGACUUCUUAUAAAACUAUAUAAACACGAGAAUGCAACUUGUUAAAAUGUUAACACUAUAUAAUUUAGUUAAUAUUAAAAAUAUAAAAAAAUAAACUGUUAAAUAUGUUGUAAUCUCAUUAAUAAACUUUCAGCUUUGAAGAAUAUUGUUUUCUAAAUCUUUAACCGUGUGUUAAUUGUUAAAUAUAGUAAAUUCUGCGAAAUUGAAAUAAUAAAUAAGGUAAGAUAUAAUUAUACUAUAAUUAUAAAUAUUAAAUGCUAUUUUGAAUCCUUUAUCCUGUUCUAUAUACAGUAGUUGUAAAAGCCAUUGCACCUUAACUAUAAUGUUGUACUAUGAUUCUAAUUCAUUGUAUUUUCGGAAAUAUAUUAAUCCACAUAUUUCACGGUAUAAAAUUAUUUUAAUUGUUAACCCUUCUGCAACUGAAUAUUCUUGUGUAAAUUUAAAGUGAAAAUGCGGGUUAUAUUUCAAAAUAUACGAGUAACCAUUAACCUUUCAGUAAGUAUUUAUAUUUUUAUUUUUAAAGCUUUUCUCCGUGUUAUCUAAUUAUGAAGUUCGUGGCUGAAUCAUGACAUAAAAUUAAAAUGUUUUAGACAUAUAUAGUAUUUUUGUACUAAAUUAGUUUUCUAAGACAACAUGUAAUUGUAAUCGAAUUGUGUAAGUGAAAUUCACACUUUUAACCUUCACUAAUGAACCAAAGUAAUUCUGUUAAUGAACUAACUUGUUAUUACUAAUCAUCGUGUUUGUGAACAGACGUAUACUUUUGUAGAAGUAUUCUAAGAUUUCUAAAUUUUGUAAACAUUAUGUGGUACAAAGGUAACUUUUUUAACUGUUAUAUUAAACUAUUUCCUUAUAAAAAUGUAUUGUAUUGACUAUUGUCUCUUGGUUUAAAUCGUAUGUUUUUGUAAUUUUAAAAAGCACUUUUUAACUCAUAUUUUGUACGAAUGAAAAAAAAACUUUUUCAUGAAACUCUAAAAUAUAUAUUUUUGUACAAAGUUGAUAAAAUACAAAGUUUUCGUACUCCAAAUAUUGUUAUGAAAAGAAUAACUUAUUUUUAAAAUUUAUAUUAAUGAUAAAAAUGUUAAAAUUUUACGUUUUUAUUAAAUCCUCGACUUGAGUUAAAUAUUCUGCAUUGCAUUGAAAUAUUUUCAAUAUUAGGAGUUAUCAUUGAUUUGUAUUUUAUUGAUACAGAUUUUCAUAAUUAUGCUCAAGAAAAGUCCAUGGUUUUCCCUACAAAGAUAGAUUUUAACUUGUUUACCUUUGGUUUCAUUUUCCCCACUUCAAACUUCUUUUCCAGUCCUGUCCAAACCCAUUUUAAUGUUUUCGUCUUUUACCAUUGAUAUGCCUCAUUUCUUUUACACAAUGAUUAUUUAUUAAAUUUAUUUCCUUAAGCUUUCCUGAGUAUGAUUGGUUUUAAAAUACUUUUCUCAGAAAAUUUUAUUAAGGAGUUUUUGAAAAAUAUUUAAUCCCUAUAAUCGUAUGUCCUUGUUUUCUAAUUCAGUUAAACGGUUUCUUUUCGUGAUUUAUGUAGAAGAAAGCUUUUUAUAAAACAAAAAUGUGGAUAGUUGGAUUAGGUUUGAGUUGAAGCAUCAUCAAUUCUUUUUUAAAAGAUAAACCUGUUAAAAUACGAGAUUCAACUAAAUUUGAUAUUGUGUAAAGUAAGAUAUGGCGAAACUUCUGGAUAAUGCUAAAUUCUGGAUAUAAAGUUUUUAAACUCACUCCGAGUUGCCGCGCCUUUGGCAUUUUAAACGUGUUUUAAUUGAACAAGAAGAUUUAAUCUGCUCGAAGCUUCAUAAUAUGUAAGUAUAUAUACUUAUAUGAUUUUAAUAAACCUAUUAUUAGUUGUUUUUAAUACAAUAUUAGAUUGAUUAAACAAGUUCCUAUAAAAAUGUAAAUUUGUUCUGUUGAAAAAAAUGUUGAACGAAUAUUUUGUACAGUGUGUUCUACAAACGAUAAACUAAAGCUAUUAUAAUUUACAUAAAAUAUUUUAUCAGGCGAUAUGGAAAAAAGGUGAUCAGGAAUUUGUCUAAUUUAAAAAAAACUUUACAUUAAUAGUCUAAUUAUUCGUAACGUCUUAAUAAUCUAUGUUAACACCAAAACACUGUUAGCUUGAUGUUCGGAAUGCUGCAAUUUCCAAGAUUUCUGUGUUGUUCAUUUAAAGAAUUGAUACAACGUGUUGCUACAUUCCUUGAAGUGGAGAAGCUGGAUGUCAUCCGUUCCCGGCUUGUCACCUUAGGUACGUAUGAGGCCCCUUCAAUGCCAGAUUGUACGUAUACUCAUAACUCAAAAAAUGAAAUUACCAUAGACAUAAAGAGUAAUCCGCUUUUGAAUGUCCCGUAACUUCGCGCACCUAUUUCCGCCGUAAAAUUGAUCCGCAUUCCGCUAGUUUAUGCGCGACCCGCGUUCGCUAAUUGCCACUUUAUUGCCUAGCAACAGUGGAACUAACAUGAAUAUCGAAGUAUUGAUGUGUAUAUUCUGUCAUAUUUAGUAUAUGAAAUAUUAUUUAGAAAGGAAAUGCUUUAUAUUGUAUGACAAAUGAAACUUCCAAAAGGCUUGCCAAAUGAUGUAGUUCUACGGACUUGGAUGGCGCACGGAAAAGGCAACGAAUCUGAAUUGAAUUCUGGCAGUUUUGUAUCGCCAAUUUUGAAAGAUGGUGCAAAUGGCGUUCAUCCACAUGUAGUUACGUUAAGUUUAAGGCCGUUCAGAACCACGAAUUUGUCUGUGGAUACCUUUAUGGCCUCGCAUAGUCCGAGGAGAAAUAACAAUAGCAAGCAAAAGUUCAUGCUUAGUAAGUUUGAUAGCGUUUUAGUUGAGUUUGUAUUUUGAGCAAAGGUUUUGUAGUGUCAGCCAAUUAGAAUUCACCAAGUUAAUUAUCAAUGGCUACAAAAUUAGUGAGCUAGACACUUAGAUAUUUAUAAAAAGGAGCAACAGUCUGGGACCAUUUAACAAACACAACACCAGUAAAUUUAUAAUGUUGUAGAGUACUGCUUCGUCCUUUAAUAAGUCAUUUCUGCUUUAUUUACCCAAUUGACGAAUUGGACUCUCCCGGGACAAAAUUUAUUCAGGGCCAGAUCAUGACUUUAUUAAAAGCAAUUACUUGAGUGGCAGUAGUUUCUCCUUGACGAGUAAGGUCGUCUGAUGUUAGAGUAAAAUAAAGUAGGGUGCAUAAUUGUCACUUUAAUAUGAGGGUUAAUAUUAAAGAUUUAUCUUCUAAUGCAUGCCAUUAUGCUUUCAGAACCCCUAUCUCUAGACCAAAGGAAUUGUUCCUCCAAUAUACAUACAACAUUUGGCAAAGAAGCACUAGAUUUAAGGUUUGUAAUGAAUCUAAAAUUUAUUAAAUUUGUUCUUGUUUUAGCACAGCCUUUAUGGCAACUAAAAUGCAAUUGUCACAACAAUUAUAUUGACUCAUCAUCCUCACUACCUAUCCUCACAACACAAGUUUAAUAUAUCAUUGAUAUUAAUAUCUAUUUUCAGUGUUGCGUCGCCAUCGAGAAAUCACGAGAAAAUACCACAUGGGAGGUCAGACAUUAGAGCAGAUAGACCAUGUUCAAACUAUGGCAGUCGGAGCAGAGUUGGUAAACCGUCGGCAAGCAUUGCAAAUUGCAGUGACUUUGAUUCUAGUUUUUCAUCUAAACAAUACACAGUACCAGACAGUUUAUAUACGAUACGGAAUAACUCCUUUCGACCUCCUCCGAGAAUAUCUCAUUUGACAGGACAGAAGAUUACUUUUGGUAGUCCGUUUGCCACUGGGUUUAAUUAUCAUACAGGGUAUAUAAAUUUAUUGCAAACGCAGACAGAUCUGGUUGCUACAGGAACUCCGGUUUCUACAAUUGGACCUAAACAAACACAAGCUACUAAACCUAUACAAAGGUGAGCUGGAUUGGGUUUUUAUCAGCUUUAUUGUAACAGUGAAGAGAUGAAAUAUAAGUCGAAGUCCUAAAAAGAAAAGCCUAUUUCAGUACCAUACACAAUACCACAUAUGAAAUGUAAACUUAAAACGAUAACCAAUUGAGCACCAGCACUCUCCCUUUGUUGAGUAAAAUCAUCCGGCAUUGGCCAGGGUAAAAUAAUAAAUAGGGUGCAAUUUUGCGGUGACGUCACACCUAGGUCCCAGUCUCGUACUACAUCCACGUUUUUUCUCGCGCUUGCUUCAGAACAACUGGGACUAGCCUGGGGUGCAAUGUGAUUCAUUGGGUUAAUUGCCACGUGACAAGCAUAUAUCUGUUACAGUACACAAUUUUGAUAAUUAUAUCACAGAUUUCUCCUUGGCCUGGGAGGCUCAUGAGCCAGUACCUUACAUUUUGAUUCAUGAGAGCAAGGCUCUUAGGCAAAGAAACGAUUCAUGAUGCAAUUAUCAAAAAGAUGUAUUCCCAAAAGUAUACAUCAAAUUUACAUUUGGUAUGUUGGCAUGUACUGUAUGUCAAAACAAUGAGUGACUGAAUAGCGUAGACAAAAGUGGGACUUCCAAAACAAUGAAAAGACAAAACAUUCAAUUUAGUGGAGUGUUGAUUUGUUUUGCUCUUAAAUGUUUUGUAGAUGGCAGACAGUAAGAAGUGCAUUGAAUGAAAAAGGUAAUGCCAAUGUGAAAAUUUUUUGAUAUCCAUGACACACCAUCUACCCGUACUUGAUUACCUAUGCAUUUGCCUAGACAUAUUUUGUUGUGUUUUAAUUUCUCAAUUUCCCAUUGCUCAGAUUGUAAAUACCCAGACCCAAUGGUUGGAUGCAGUCCUGGUUUUCAAGCAAGAAUGUCUGAGAUCAUACAACAUGAACUUGACACAGUAAAAUGGGAGAAAGGGAAAAAAGGAAAGAAAAAAAGUUCGUCAGGUUGA